Messenger RNA from Entrophospora candida, 729 nucleotides. The record is from the annotation of a GenBank genome assembly. NCBI's taxonomy places the organism in Eukaryota, Fungi, Glomeromycota, Glomeromycetes, Entrophosporales, Entrophosporaceae.
AUGCUUGGAACGAUGUUCAAAGAGAGCAAUCAAUCACUAUUACAUCCAGUAAAAUCCAACGAAUAUCAUAUCGACAGAAACGGAAGACUAUUUUUCUUCAUAUUACAAUUUUAUCGAACUGGCAGAAUUCCUGAUCUUGAAAAAGCGAAAUUUUCAUUACCUAUAACAAAAAAAGAAUUAGAAGCCGAACUAGAUUAUUUCAUGAUUCCAAGACCAAAACAAUCUUCGUCGGAAUCCGACAAGAAGAAUAAUAAGCGACCAAUUAAAAAGUUAUCUUUACGUAGUCGCACCAUAGCGGCAGAAAUAGACGAUUUUAUCACAGCAAUGAAACUCCUCAUGAAUCAAAUAAUUUUAUAUUUCCUAAGAUGUUUUAUAAUUUCGGAAGGAUACGGAUUUAACAUAACGAUCGAAAUAUCAUUCUACUCCACGGAUAAAAUUCCUCACUCGAUAACUAUUUUACCGACAACGAUAGGAAAGAAAUCUCCUAUAAGCAAAGUAGAACAAAUACUAAACAGUUAUGGGUUCGGGACAAAAGCUCACGCUUUAUUAGAUGAAUUCGGUGAUAUGAUUGGUGAAUAUUUUGAAAAUUCACAUCCGGGAUUAUAUUGGGAUUUGCAGAGGUUAGAACAUUAUGUUAGUUCAAUGUAUAGAGUUAGAAUUUCUAUUCAUGAUCAAUUUGAUUAUGAAGAAAUAAUUAAUAACUGUUGUUUAAGAUCUGUUGUAAAAUAA